This is a messenger RNA of Schistosoma turkestanicum, 619 nucleotides long. Lineage: Eukaryota; Metazoa; Platyhelminthes; Trematoda; Strigeidida; Schistosomatidae. The record is from the annotation of a GenBank genome assembly.
AUGUCUGCCACCGGGCCAAUGAGCGGAAGGAAACUGUCGACUUCGGGAGAAUCUUUGUUUCACACACUAAGAGUCCCUAAGGGGGCUCCAGAAGAAGACUUAAGGAAAUCAUACAGGAAGUUGGCUUUACAAUUCCAUCCGGAUAAAAAUCCAGACAAUCCCUCAGCAUCUGAAACUUUCAAGGAAAUUAAUCGUGCUUACCGUAUUUUAACUGAUCCUGUGAAACGGAGUAUUUAUGAAAAAUAUGGAAGUGUAGGCUUGUCUAUUGCAGAACAAUUUGGUGAAGAAAAUGUGAACACCUACUUUGUGCUUACAAAUAAACGGUGUAAAGCGCUUUUCAUUUUCCUCUUCUUGAUCACUGGUUGUUUCUUCUGUUUUUGUUGCUUUUGUUGUUUCAACUUUUGUUGUGGUUUAUACAAACCGAAACCACCACCUGAUGAAGAGGAUGUGGAAGCAAAAAUGCAACUUAAUGAAGAAGAUCUUGACGAUGUAACACCAAUGCAACAAUCAGCUCCACCAUAUAAUCCAUCAUCAUCAUCUGGUUUCGGCAGUGACUUCAACACUGGUCCGACAUCGAUUAGCGGUGAUAGAUUCCCUUAUCCAACACCUGUAACUGUAG